This is a messenger RNA of Diceros bicornis minor, 2796 nucleotides long. RefSeq names its product taperin (gene TPRN). The transcript has 4 exons. NCBI's taxonomy places the organism in Eukaryota, Metazoa, Chordata, Mammalia, Perissodactyla, Rhinocerotidae. The record is from RefSeq and is a predicted model, not a curated record. Gene Ontology annotation, cellular component: stereocilium base. Gene Ontology annotation, molecular function: phosphatase binding. The coding region runs from base 1 to 2358 and encodes 785 amino acids. Gene Ontology annotation, biological process: stereocilium maintenance; auditory receptor cell stereocilium organization; sensory perception of sound.
AUGGGCGGUGGCCGGGGGGCGUGGCCGCAGCGCGAAGGCCGGCGGCGGGCGGCGGCUGCAGUUCCCGGCGCGCGCUGGCUCCGGCGGCCGCUCUGCAGCAUGGCCGGGCUGGGGCGGCCGGGCCCGGGGCCCCGCGCCGCGCUACCCGCCUGGAAGCGGGAGAUCCUGGAGCGGAAGCGGGCCAAGCUGGCCGCCCAGGGCGGGGGCGCAGGCGCGGCGCCGGGGGCAGGGGCGGGCGCGGCGGGGCCUACGGAGCCGGAGGCCGAGCGGCUGGUGCUGGCCGACAGCCUGGGCCCGCUGCGCGAGAACCCGUUCAUGCGGCUGGAGUCGGAGCGGCGGUGCGGGGCGCGGCGCGGCGGGGGCGCGGGCGCGGGCGCGGCGGGGGCGCGGCCGGUGCAGCAGCUGCUGGAGCUGUACCGCCGCGUGCCGGGCGUGCGCACCAUCCGCGCCGACAACAUCCUCAUCAUCGAGUCGGCGCCCGGCUUCCCGCCCGCCGCCCCCGGCCCCGGCCCCGCCGCCCACAUCCGCGCCGCCGAGGUGCUGGUGUACGAGGCGCCCCCGCCGCCCGGCCGCGUCAGCCGCCUGCUCCAGAAGUUCGACCCGCCGGCCGCGCCGCGCCGCCGCGAGAGCCCGGAGCGCGGCCGCCCCCCGCCGCCCGCCGCCCCCCCGGCCGCCCCGCGCGUGAGCGAGCGCGCCUCCUGCCUCAAGCCUGAGCGCCGCGGUGCGUGCCCCGGGCCCCGGCCCAGCGACUUCCUGCAGAAGACCGGCAGCAACUCCUUCACCGUCCACCCCCGGGGGCUGCACCACGGCGCGGCCGCUCGCCCGCUCCCCAAUGGGCCUGCGGCCUCCGAGACCCGGGCCGGCGCUGCCAACGGCCUCGCGGGCUCCGCGCUGGCGCCGGGCGAGUGGAAGCCAAAGGUGGAGACGGGGGAGCUCCCCGCCCGCCCGCCCCCGAGCCCCGGGACCCCCAGUGCCACUCCAGCCGCGACCCCGGCGUUGCCCACACCUAACCCUGCCAGUGCCACUCCCAACCAGCGCCAGUGGGUCUCCGCGGCCACCAGCACCAACGACUCCUUCGAGAUACGGCCGGCCUCCAAGCCGGACAUGGACACGAUUCCCGCCGGGGACAUUCAGGCCCGGGCCCUGGCCAGCCUCCGUGUGAACUCCCGCAACUCUUUCGUGUUCAUCCCCAAGCGCAAGGCCUCUGGGGCCCAUUCUAUGGAAGGGAGGCAGUCUGUGGGGCUGCCGGAGGGAGAGGUUGGCUGGGCGUCCCAGCACCCGGAACACAAAGCCCAGGUGGUGCUGGAAGUGGAUGGCACACCUGCCCAUGGGAGGAGCCCCUUGGGGGUCAAGGAGGGGGGCUGCCCCAGGCCAGCCAGUGCCCUCGUGGACCAGGCCGUUAGGUGGCAGAGAGCAUCCUUGCCACCCCCAUCCCCGCCCACUGCCACUGAAGCUGAGCCUGCCCAGGGCUUUGGGGUUCCCGGCUUGGCCAAGAAUGGUGGGGAGCCUGGGAGGCCAGGGCUGCCCAUCACUUUCAUCGAUGAGGUGGACUCGGAGGAUGAGGUCCCCCAAGAAGCCAAACUGCCCUGCUCCGGGACUGGUGCACCUCCCUGGUACCACUCGCACCCGACCAGGCCUGGGCACCUGUCAGAGCUCCAGCACCGAGGUGGCAACACCUUCAUGGUGGUGCCCAGGAGAAAGCCAGGGGUCCUGCAGGCCAAUAGGGAGCCUGGGCCACCGGAGGCGGAGGAAGAGGAAGUGGGCAGUCUCUCACAGCCCCCUGCUGUCCAGGGAACCCCACUGAAGAAGCGAUAUCCCACCGUGCACGAGAUCGAGGUGAUUGGCGGUUACCUGGCCCUGCAGAAGUCUUGCCUCACCAAGGCUGGCUCCUCAAGAAAGAAGAUGAAGAUCUCCUUCAACGACAAGAGCCUGCAGACCACAUUCGAGUACCCUUCUGAAAGCUCCCUGGUGCAGGAGGCAGAGGCGGAAGCAGAGGAGGGGGAGGAGGAGGAAGAGGAGGAGGAGGAGGAGGAGGAGGCGGAGGCGGAGGAGGCGGAGGCGGAGGAGGCGGCGGAGGCGUCUGGCGCAGAGGAGGUGGUGGAGAAGCCCUUUGCACUCUUCCUGCCCCGAGCCACGUUCGUGAACAGUGUGGGGCCCGAGAGCCCUCGGCUGCUAGACAGCAGCUCAGGCUUGUCCAGCUAUACUCCAAAGCAUUCCUUGGCCUUCAGUAAGUGGCAGGAGCAGACGCUGGAGCCGGCUCCCAGCGAGGUGGAGCCUGUGCCGAAGGAGGUCAUGCUCACCCCCGCCAGUCAGAAAGACCUCUCGGACUUCCGCAGCGAGCCAGCCCUCUAUUUCUGACCCCGGCCCUGCCAGGAUGGCCAAGGCAGAGCCCUGGGAGCUCCGCCCUCAUUCUGCACCCCUCUUCUGCCCUGCCAGGCUCUGCCCUCCAUGUCACACCCUCCCUUCCUAGGACCUCACAGCCAUGCUGGUACUCAGGGCCUGAGGCUGGGGCACCUGGGGCUCCUUUUUCUCUUGGGGCUGUCUGGGUCUCGCUCUCUGGCCCUGGUUUGGGGCACUGCCUGUUGAGGAGGGACGGGGUCCUGGCGGACGCUGUGCCCAGCAGCUGCCAAGUGUGUCCCAGGCGAAGGGCUGGCCUGGCUGCCUGUCCUCUGCAGGACUCCAAGCCUCCCCAGCCUACACCCCCACGGUGGAGCUCAGCCCACCCCCUUUGUGAUGAAUGGCAAGUCUUUUCUCGCCUCUGAUGAUGGACUCAAUAAAUAGCACUGGACGAACUGC